CCUCCCAGGAAAAUAUAAUAAUGUAUGAGUGAAUGUGAGGCGUGGAUGAACCAUUUUCCUCCUUAUAUUAUCCAUCCCUGAAACCAACUCUGUGUAAUUCGGAACCACUUAUCGCUGAACCAUCCAAAAUCGCUCUGCUUUGAGUUGGCGAAGGUUAUAAAUUGUCAUGGGAAACAGAUUUGUCAGGGGAAACAAAUUGGAGAAGCAAGAAAAGGAUGACAUAAUAUUACUCAAGAUUGUACCUCCUGUGGACCAGAUUUAUGCUAAAUGGCUUGCCAGAGACCUUGCAAGAAUUCACAGCUUUACUCCAAAACGUAUUCGUGCAGUGCAGCCGCCGGAUCAUUAUGUAGAACAUAUGAAGUUGAAUGGAUGGCUGGAUGUGGACUUGGAUGAUCCUGAUCUUGCUCAUUUGUUCAAGUAGAUAAUUUCUAUAUGCCAUAUUGACAGUUAGCAUGACUUUGUAGCUGCAUUAUGAUUACAUUAAAUUGUUCAGAGAGCGAAAAAAAUGAUAAUCACAUUGUUGCUUUGGGUUGGCUAUAAAAUUCCUGUAGAUGGUUGUAUUCUGAAACCCUAGUGUUGAUCACCACUCACCAGUGGGUACAGAAACAUGCUAUAUGUUAUACAAUAGAAUUUUUUGUUCUAUUGUUCUUAAUAGUAUGUGUGUUGGCAUAAGAAAGUAGCCUGUGAUUUGUCACGUUUGGAAGUUUAUCAACAUUUGUAAUAGCCA
Messenger RNA from Glycine soja, 727 nucleotides. RefSeq lists its product as uncharacterized. The record is from RefSeq and is a predicted model, not a curated record. The transcript is spliced from 2 exons. The coding region runs from base 167 to 421 and encodes 84 amino acids. NCBI's taxonomy places the organism in Eukaryota, Viridiplantae, Streptophyta, Magnoliopsida, Fabales, Fabaceae.